AUGGCCGUUCUCACCGAGCUGCUCGACACCCCCUAUCUGGUGCAGGGCGUCUGCGUCGCCCUUGCGCUCGUCUUCGUCUCCAGCUUCUGGAAGGAUGUCUCGGAUGAAAUCCCAUACGGCCGCGUGCCGUUGGUGGGCAAGAGCUGGUGGGACCUAAGCAACCAAAAGGCCAAAUCUCGUUUCACCAGCUCUGCACGGGCAUUGAUUGCCGAAGGCUUCGCAAAGGGCAUCAAUGUUUUCCAAGUGAUGGGUGCCACCAGCCCGUUGAUUGUUCUUCAUCCCAAGUACAUCGAUGAGAUCAAAAGCCACCCGCACCUCGACUUUGAGGGUGCUACACAAAAGGUUGAUCGCAUACUCCGAAUGCUUGUGACUGGACUAAUUCCUUAUCAGAAUUUCUUCGAUGAUCGGAUUCCCGGCUUCGAACCGUUUCACUCGGCGGGUGCUGGCAAGGUUAUCCUUGACACGGUCCGGAUCAAGUUGACCCAGGCGCUCGGCUCUUUGACAAUCCCACUUUCUAGGGAGACGGCCGCGACAGUCAAAGAUACCUUCCCUCCUUCGAACGACUGGAAGACAUACAACUUCUUCCAAAAGGUCCCGUAUAUGGUCGCCCGGGUCUCGACACUUGUCUUCAUGGGCGAAAACACCUGCCGUGACGAGGACUGGAUCAAUGUCUCGGUCAACUACACCAUCGACGCCUUCAUGGCUGCCCGCGAGCUGCGCCGGUGGCCAUCCAUCCUGCGUCCGCUCGCGCACUGGUUCCUGCCGACAACACAGAAGCUGCGUAAGCACCUGGCCGUCGCACAUUCCAUCGUCGACCGAGAGAUCGAGAAGCGCGAAAUGAUCCGCGCCGGCAAGCUGCCCCAGGAGGACCCGCCUCGCACCCAUACCGAUGCUCUCGACUGGUUUGAGGAGCUUUCCACGGCGUACAACCAGCCCAUGGAUCGAUCCAGGGGCCAGAUUGGAUUGUCCGUGGCGGCCAUCCAUACCACUUCGAACUUACUGACCAACAUCUUGUACGAUUUGGCGGCGUAUCCCGAGUAUAUUCAACCGCUGCGAGAUGAGAUCUGUGCUGUUGCUGCUGAGGAUGGAGUCUUCAAGAAGACCAGCCUGCUCAAGUUGAAAUUGAUGGAUAGCGUGAUGAAGGAGUCGCAGCGAGUCCACCCCGUGAGCAUGACCUCCAUGAACCGACUUGCCCUCAAAGAAAUCCCACUCUCCGAUGGCACGGUCAUCCCCAAAGGCGCAACCGUCGUAGUAUCAGCACACGUCAACGAAGACGAAUCCAUCUACCCAAACGCGCACACUUACGACGGCUACCGCUUCUACAAGAAGCGCCAAGAGCCCGGCAACGAGCACCGAUUCCAACUAGUUACAACCACACGCGAGAGCUUCGGAUUUGGCCACGGCGUGCACGCGUGUCCGGGCCGAUUCUUCGCGGCGAACGAGUCCAAGAUCCUGCUCAUUCACCUGCUGCUCAAAUACGACUGGAAGUUCAAGGAGGACCGCGGGCGGCCCAAGAACUUCGAGAACGGUACGGAGUCCAUUACCGACCCGACAAUCGAGAUGUUGAUCCGUUCUCGUGUGCCGGAGGUCGACCUAGCUGCGCUUGGGGAGUGA
Messenger RNA from Penicillium cinerascens, 1614 nucleotides. Its product is annotated as cytochrome P450. The transcript is spliced from 5 exons. Gene Ontology annotation, molecular function: oxidoreductase activity, acting on paired donors, with incorporation or reduction of molecular oxygen; monooxygenase activity; iron ion binding. The record is from RefSeq and is a predicted model, not a curated record. Lineage: Eukaryota; Fungi; Ascomycota; Eurotiomycetes; Eurotiales; Aspergillaceae. Bases 1 to 1614 code for a protein of 537 amino acids.